Messenger RNA from Uloborus diversus, 2502 nucleotides. Its product is annotated as fatty acyl-CoA reductase 1-like. The transcript has 13 exons. Gene Ontology annotation, molecular function: alcohol-forming very long-chain fatty acyl-CoA reductase (NADP+) activity. Lineage: Eukaryota; Metazoa; Arthropoda; Arachnida; Araneae; Uloboridae. Bases 129 to 1673 code for a protein of 514 amino acids. The record is from RefSeq and is a predicted model, not a curated record. Gene Ontology annotation, biological process: long-chain fatty-acyl-CoA metabolic process. Gene Ontology annotation, cellular component: peroxisome.
CCAACGACUUCGUUUCGCGGACAAUAAAAGCAAUAGACGGAAUCGUGCUCGCUAUUAGUUGGUGAUCAAGUUCAAGAGGAAAUUGUUCUGGUGUAAAAAACGACUUGUGAAGCCUUGCAAACUCUGUUAUGAAUUUUGAGGAUUCUACUAUUUCUGCCUUUUAUGAAGGCCGGUCCGUGUUUGUGACAGGGGCUACAGGAUUUGUCGGAAAGGUUUUACUCGAAAAAUUAUUGAGAUCAUGUCCUGGCAUAAAAAAUGUGUACAUUUUAAUGCGAGAAAAAAGGGGAAAGGAUCCAAGACAAAGAUUAGAAGAACUGAUGAAUUGCAAGGUCUUCGACCUGUUGAAAAAAGAACAUCCCGAAGCUUCUAAAAAAGUAAUUGGUAUAACGGGGGACUUGUCAUUACCAGAAUUAGGUGUUUCAUCCAAAGAUCUGAUCAAAAUGGCAGAGUCUGUAUCUGUCGUCUUCCAUUCAGCUGCUACUGUCAAGUUUGACGAGCCACUAAAACAAGCAGUAAACAUGAAUGUCUUGGCAACGAGAAGAAUGAUUGAACUCUGUCACAAGUUACCUAAUCUUGUGGCGGUGGUUCAUGUUUCGACAGCCUAUGCUAACUGCAAUCGAAAAGAAGUGGAUGAAGUCAUCUAUCCUGCACCCAUUCCGCCAAACCAAAUAAUAGAAGCUACAGAAUGGAUGGAGGAAAAACUGCUGGAUUCAAUCACUCCAAAAUUGAUUGGGAACAGACCAAAUACAUAUACUUUUACAAAAGCUUUAGCCGAAAAUCUCCUAAUUGAAGAGUCUGAAACUUUACCAGUUGCCAUCGUUAGACCAUCAAUUGUGAGCGCAUCCUGGAGGGAACCUUUUCCAGGUUGGAUAGACAAUUUGAAUGGACCAGCAGGAAUAAUCGUCGCAGGUGGCAAAGGUGUUUUACGAACGAUGAUCAUCUAUGGCGAAGUUGUAGCUGAUAUCAUUCCAGUUGAUGUCGUCAUAAAUCUCAUGAUUGCUGUAGCGUGGUACACGGCAGUGAAAAGACCAAAGAAAACUCUGGUUUAUAACUGCGUUUCUGGACCACUGAAUAAAACAAGUUGGAACGAUAUCAUGGCUGUCACAUACCCAAUGUUGCUCAAAUACCCAAGUGCCGAGCUGUUUCGAUACCCCAAAGGCAGCUUUCGUCGUAAUCGAUAUGUCAACAAUGUCUGCAUUGCAUUUCAGCAUUAUUUGCCAGCGUUGUUCGUCGACCUGUUAGCAUACAUAUUCUUCCAGAAGCCUGGGAUGAUGCGAGUUUAUCAAAAGGUCCAUAAGGCUACAGAUUGCUUGCAGUUCUUUACCACCAGAGAUUGGGAAUUUCAUUGUGAUAAUGUACUUAUGUUGCACGAUGCACUCUCCAAAGAAGACAAAAAGAGGUUCUUCUUUGACAUUCGUGAGCUAAACUGGUCUUACUUUUGGGAAAACCACGUGCUUGGCUGUCGGAAGUUUAUUUUAAAAGAGGACCCAUCAACGAUACCUGCUGCAAGGAAAAGUUUAAGAAGGAGAUACUUUGUAUCCCAAUUUACACACUUCUUGGUUGCUAUAGGAGUGUGGAAGAUAUUUUUCUCGCGAAUCCUAUCUGUUAACAAUAUUUGGUAUGCGGCUUCUGCAGCGAUGUUCAAAAUCCAAGAUUUUCUCCAAGAGUCUUAAACAGAACAAUGUGUUCUUGUUUCACCGAAGUUUUAACUGAAGUUUUUACACCGAAGUUAUUUCUGCACGCUCCUUGUAUUAUUUGUAGUAUACUCAUUUAAAGUGAUGUAGAUUUCUCGUUUUCAAUGUCUAAAGGGUGCAUGGGUUUAUGGGUAAAGUAUGACUAAAUUCCAUAAACUUUAAUGCUAGAGUCCAAAAUGUAUUUGGUAUUAAAUCUGUUGCAGAAUGUGCAUGUUGGUUAUAUAUCAUGUCAAAUGAUGUUCCCAACUUAAUUGAUAUCAAGUUAUAGCUAUUUAUUAUUGGUUGUGCUCAAUUAAAGCGUUUAUGAAAUAACUUCUUAUAUAUUUGAAGCCUUAAAAAGUGCUUUUUAAGAGUAUUUAAACUCUGCGUUUUAAACUUGAAAAUGGUUUCAGGAAAUUUGCCACUCGAACUUGUCAUGUGUUUUAGUUUUCCCAUCAAGUCAUUUGUUGAAUCAUAAUGAAACUGUUUAGUCCUUGUUUUGUGCCUUGUACAUUAUGAAUUUUAAACAUAUAUUCAAGUAGUUUCAAUUUGUGAUUAUCUCUCGUUACAUUUUUUGAAUGACGAGUGCAUUAAAAUUUACGACGUUCCUAUGAAGCUUUGUUGAAUAGUCAAAACACACAUUUACUUUCCUUACUUUAGAAAAGAAAAUGUUGCGUUAUGAAUUGAUAUGUACAUUUUGUAUCUUAUAUGAAAAUAAUCAAGACUUGUUAUUCAUUUAAACUUAUGUGUUGAGUUAUAAUUAGUUUUAAGGAAUGUUUUAGCAAUUUACAUCUUGAUUAUACAAUGUAAUAAAAUGUUAUUUAUCUGU